CCCGAAACCGACUUUACUUCAACCACACCGGGGCCAAGUUUCACUUCUAUUCUUUUCCCUCUUUUUUUUCCUAUUCCCCGUAGAUCCCCCAAGAUGUCGUCCGAACCUGGAAAACCCUCCACUGGGAUGCCAACAAUAGCAACAGGACCCGCCGGCGAGGAUGCUGCCGAGUUCCUAGAAAAGCAGGCAGCAAAACAACAGGAAGCUUCGAUGGCAACUGCCGAAACCGCUCAUCAGAAGGAGGAGCCCCCAAUUGCAGAGAAGACGAUAGAGGAACCAAGUGCAGCAGGUUCCAAAGCGGUUGAGAAAUCAGAACAACCAGUAUCAGCUCCCGAGGAGACAAAAGCAGAAGAACAGACUGCUCCAACUGGAACCACAACGUCUUCGUCAUCAUCAGGGCCAGCAUGGCCGGAAACUGAUGCUAAUCAUCCCUUGACUCAGUUCUUUGCGUCCGUAGAGGAGCUUACCAAGACUGCGGACUACAAUGAAGUCUACGGCAUCACGCUCUCCCCGGCAUCACCGUUCCAGACCAAACUCAUCCUGCAAAAGUUCCUACGGGCGAAUUCGAACGACUUAGUGAAAGCUAAGGAGCAACUUCUUGAGACUCUAAAAUGGCGGAAAGAGUUUGAUCCCGUGAAGGCAAUGAGUGAGAGCUAUGAAAAAGAAAGGUUUGAGGGGUUGGGGUACAUUGUGGAUGUCGAUGGUGUUCCGGAGAGUGUUAAUAGCAAGGACACAGUGACUUUCAACAUAUAUGGCUCUGUUAAAGAUAAUAAGAAGACUUUUGGGGAUUUGGAUGGUUUCCUCCGUUGGCGCGUUGGUCUCAUGGAACGCUCCGUCCAUAAACUCGGCCUCCCAACUGCGGACAAGCCUAUCCCCGACUUCGGUGAAGGUCUGGAUCCCUACCAAGGUUUUCAAGUCCAUGACUACCUCCAAGUCUCCUUCAUCCGCAUGGAUCCGAACGCCAAAGCCGCCUCCAAGAAAACCAUAGAAACCUUCCAGAAAUACUACCCAGAAACCCUCUCGCGGAAGUUCUUCGUCAACGUGCCUGUAGUCAUGGGCUGGUUGUUCGCGGCGAUGAAACUCUUCGUUGCCAAGGAAACCAUCAAGAAGUUCACCGUCUUGAGCUACGGCACGGAUCUGGUGGGGGAGCUGGGGAAGGGUAUUCCGAGUGAGUAUGGGGGCGAGAAGGGCUUGCUGAAGGAUGUAGGAGAGGGUGUAGUGUUGAGGGAGGGGGAACAGAGGGAAAUUGGAGACAAAUAUAAGGAUGGGUAAGGCAGUGUGGUUUUGUUAUUAAGAAGUUAAGGAGAAUUCUACGGUGAUAUGACGGGUAGUUGAAGUUUGAAGGACUAUUGGGCUGCUUCGACGGAUUCAUGGGAGGAGCUAGCGAGCGAGCAUGCGUCAACAUCAUGCUUGGCUUGGUUUUUAGUACAUUGAAUAUACCCUAGUCUAGGA
Lindgomyces ingoldianus is the source of this 1452-nucleotide messenger RNA. Its product is annotated as CRAL/TRIO domain-containing protein. The record is from RefSeq and is a predicted model, not a curated record. Lineage: Eukaryota; Fungi; Ascomycota; Dothideomycetes; Pleosporales; Lindgomycetaceae. Gene Ontology annotation, biological process: regulation of exocytosis; Golgi to plasma membrane protein transport. Gene Ontology annotation, cellular component: cortical endoplasmic reticulum; cytosol; plasma membrane. Bases 94 to 1272 code for a protein of 392 amino acids. Gene Ontology annotation, molecular function: phosphatidylinositol transfer activity. The transcript has 3 exons.